This is a messenger RNA of Drosophila erecta, 5269 nucleotides long. RefSeq names its product transmembrane protein 132B (gene dtn). Lineage: Eukaryota; Metazoa; Arthropoda; Insecta; Diptera; Drosophilidae. The record is from RefSeq and is a predicted model, not a curated record. The coding region runs from base 671 to 4657 and encodes 1328 amino acids. The transcript is spliced from 13 exons.
AUUGGAGUGUUUCAGGAGUACUUGCGCAGUCUGGCAGCCCGUUAUUACAGCAUUUCCAAAUACGGUAGUACAACUAUUUUAGGAUAUUGUUUUCAAUACGGUAUGGACACACUGCAAAGUGUUUGGGAUGUUCGAUAUUUGUGUAAAAUUCUAAGAGACCUGAAUGAAAAGAGGCAUGCAUUAGGGCGUCGAACGAGGGAUUUUCCAGCCCAGCAGAUCCUUGCCAGCGCGUGAAAAGCGAGUCGAGUGGAAAUCGAAUCGGUUGGCACGGUCGCGGUCCAAUUAAUUUCGAACUUAACUGCGCGAUUUGCAGGAGAUGUGUCUAUACCUGCAUGUGCAUGUGUAUCUGUGUGCGAGGUGGCCCACGGCUGUGUGUGUGAGCAGCGUGUGAGUGUGUGUUGGUUUGUGGGUGUGUGUUGGUGUGUGGGCACACUGGAAAGAAUCAAUAAAGGAUGUGCUGCGUAUUGCUGAGCGAGAAAAAAGGACGAAAAGUGCUAGCCAGAGCGAAUUAACGGUUAACUUUUGGCACGAUUAACGGAUUAACGGUCAAUCAAGCCCCACAACCGAGUGAACAGUGAAAAUAACGAGAGUGCGGGCACAGUUAAUUAGCAAAUUAACGAGUGGGUCGCCACAGGAUUUCAGGAUUUCGAUAUAUUUUGGAUUCCUGCACAUGAACAAGAUGAUGAGAUACUGCCUCAUAAUUGCUUUGCAGCUGUCGUUGGCAUACUCCGUGGAGGUGCACUUCGAGGCGCCGGACAGCGGCUUCUUUCUGAAGCACGCCCGCCAACCACCUGUGACGCCGGAGAUCGCCAACGUGCAGACAUCCUCGGCGGUGCCGCCACUACGGCAACGAUCAUCCUACGACUCCGUGUUAUCCCUGGACAGAUUCACUGUGGUGGAGACCACGCAGCCGGUGUCCAUUCGCGCCAGUUAUGGACCAUUUUCCACGAAACAAACGGUGCCAGCCCGCUACAUUGUGCCGGACACAAUGGACAGCCAGUCGGGCGAUUAUAUGAACAAUGCCACUCUACUGGAGCUCCAGCAGCCGAACAUGCACCUGGAUAUCUCUGCCCAUUUAGUACGCUCCAGUGUAUCGCAGGAUGCUCCCGUGCUUCGGGUACUAUUCCACGCCGGAGCCGAUCCGGGUGGUCACUUGCAGCGUCAGAAGGUCUGUGUACUCCUGCACGUAGCCAUGGGCUCGGAGCAGCCGCUUAAAGGACGCUGCAUGCCGGAGGGCGAGGACGGUGUCUGCGUAGCCGAAGUGGUGGUGCCACUGGGCUGGUGGCCCCAGCUGCCCGCGCCCACACAAGACGGCAGUGGCCAGGCGCCACCCAAAGUGCCGCAGCGGUAUGCCCAGGUCUCGUACAGUGUCUUUGAACCACCAUUGAGGAAUCCCGAGCAGUGCGAGCCCAAGGUGCAAAUCCAACCGUUGACUACAUUCGCCCAGGUGCCUUUGUUGGCCGCCAGGACUCCCUAUCGUAUGUUGCGUGCCGAUGAUGCCGUCACCUUUCUGCUGCCCCAACAUCCACUGUAUCCACUGUCUCGUCUCCAUGUGCCCGUCUUUCUCCACCAAUAUCCCGAUCAGCGGGUGGCCUCUUUCACAGUGAGAGCUCGCGUCAAGGCGGGCUUGAAGAUUUUGGGCGCCACUGCCUCCACAGACCAAUGGAGCGUCUCUGUUGAGAAGGAGAAUCCCAAACACACCACCGCCCGGGUCACUGCUUUUCGCAAAGAAGCCGAAUCGAGUUUGGAAAGCGGAGGUAACCUAACCAGCGAGGUGUUUGAGGUAUUCUCAUGGCUGCUCGAGGUGGCCGAGGACACCAAUGAUAUUGUGGACGGUGGCAAGAUUGUGUGGUCCGUGACCCAUGUCUAUGACACGCCAAAGGACAAGGAUUCCGGAGAACUGGUCAUACCCGAUGACAACAAGAAGCGACUAAUUGCCAAGCUGGAGAUCAACAAGGAUGACAUUCAGGCGGUGCUGCCGAUGGCCAAGAUCUGGGAAGUGAUGAACACGGCGGUGCUAACCGGCAGGCAGGUAGCCCAGGCCAUGAAGGUGUUUAUCGUUUCGCAGGCUGGCAAGGUGGCCGAUGUGACGCUACAGAGCUCCUGUCAUGCCGAAGACGAAAGUGUGAUCAAGGUUUCCUCCUCCUGCAGCUCUGUUUAUGUGGAUGGCUCCGAGCAGCGCGGCUCAUCCAAUGCCUCGGUCAUAGUCAAGUAUGGUACAUAUGUGGGUGUGGCCAAGUUCAUCGUUUGGAUGCCCGAGUUCCCGCUGGAGGUUUACAUAUCCGAUUUCCGUCUCUCCCAGAUCAAGGGAUGGAAAGUAACCGAUGACAAUCACUAUCUACACAACAAGCAGUCGCGUCGGAGAAAGAAGAGAUCCUACGUUUGGGGUCAGCACGGAACCAACUAUUAUAACAAUCUGGGAGCAGACAAGACGAUUUGUCGAGCGCGCUAUCAGCAGAGUCCCGUGGAGGUGUACGCCAAAUUCCUGGCCGUGGAUCAGAACUCUGGACGCACCAGCUACUUUAUCUCACGGCGUACGGGCUUAAGAGUCACGGAUCUGGUGCAGCCGCUGCUCCGUGUGGCCGAUCCCAAGAUCGCAUCUCUGAAGGGUCGAAUUCUGCAGGGCAAGUCCAUGGGACGCACCGAUGUGCAGGUCCUGUCGCCCAUAACGGGUCGAGUAAUUGGCACCAAGGAAAUCCGUGUGGGCAGCGACAAGGUCAACCUUUCCAAGCUCAUAGUGCGCGUCAUUUCGGGCCUGCAGCUCACGAUCAGUCCGGACAACACGAUUGAGAACGGCUACCUGGCGGAGACAUCCGUUACCCACAAGCUGACUGCUCAGUAUCAGGAGGGACUGCUUGACAUCGAUCUCGAGUUUACCGAUGGCUCCAAAACUCCUUUGCGAGAUAUUGCCGUGGAGGACUAUUUCCUGCUGGUGGAGAGCUUGGACACCGAGGUGGUGGCAUUUGCUCCCAUGCUGGCUUCCCAUCAUCCACGUGUCAUAGCCGUCGGCGAGGGCAAUGGUAACCUGCUGCGCGUGACUCUUUUACUUUCCGAGGAGUGCCGCCAGCGUCGUGGCACGCUGAGCAGCUCCAAACAGAACAAAUCGAAUGUAGCACCACUGGCCAGUGCUUUGGCAUCCAUCGAAGUGGAUUUCAACAAUGUGGAUAUCGUGAACAAGCAGGAGGCAAUCCAAAAUGAUGGCACUGUGGGCAGGGAAAGAAAGAACUAUAGGCAAACUGGAGAUCUGGCCGACAUCAUUGUUGGCAUCCCUUUGCGGGACUCCAGCCAGCUGUACGAGCCUACUGUUCAGGCGCGUCAGCAUCGGGGCAGCAUUCAGGCGGUUCAUAAGGGUCAUCACGGCAAGGGUCUUGCUGGCACAGGCACCAUGACCACCAUGGAACUGGGCAUGUACGUCCUGCUCACGGCGUUCUGCUUCGCUAUUAUUGUGUUUGUGAUCUCGUGCGUUGUGUAUGCCUCCAAAUUCCGGCCAGCAAUGAUUGAAUCUGGCUUGGAUCCUCUGUCGGCGGGCAAGAGCAAUGGUUCUGGUGGAUCUGGAGGCUUCCGGGAUGUGCGCCUAAAGGAGUCGACUACGAAUGCACACGAUUGGGUCUGGCUGGGCCGCUCCACCAUCGACCGUCAGUCCAUUGUGGCGGAAACCAACACGCAUUUGAAUCCCAGAGAUUCCCGCAUGCGCAUCACGAGCAAUCCGAUUGUCAACUACGACAAUGGCCGCCGCGUCAGCUCCUUUGACCAACAGCCUAAGCUGCAGACGCAUAUCGUGCCGGCCUCCAAUCUAAACAAGCAGCACGCCGACCACUAUUUGGCCAACGAGCGCAAGGAUAAUGCCCUGGACUACAAGCCGCCAGUGCCGCCGCACAGGAAUGUGGGCGCCCGAGCAUGCCUGCCGGUUCAGCCAGUGCCCGGUACUGGAUCUGUAAAGGAUGCAGCACCCAACAAGCGAUACAGUCAGCUGUACAGACGUGAGCAUUUGCAGAACGGCGAUAGCAAUGCCAACCAACAGCCGGCACAGCAGCCGAAUCAGCAGCCGAAUCAGCAGCCGCCAACAGAGCGCCCUCAUCCAUUAGCCCAUGCCCAUCCACAUCCACAUCCUCAUCCGCACCAGCAUCAGCGCAGCCAUAGCCACAGCCACAACUUCACCCAGGAGCCACUCAUUAAGGCGGCGCACAACAAAAUCAAGCAGCAGCAGCAACAACAACAGCAGCAGCAACACGAGGAGCUGCACAACGCCGAGAAGCUGGUGGAGUACACGAAUCCGCACCAGAAGAACGCGUUCCAGUUCGAUUCGCUGACACCAAAGAGAGUUACCAAAGCAGCCGCGUCUUCGCCGGCAACGCCGUCCACAUCAGCAGUCCAGGGCAAAGCUAAAGAAAACCACAGCAUGGCCAGCAGCACUGGGGAUGCGGCCAACUCAAAUGGAACGGACGAGAUUAUAAGGCUGCCAGCCAGCGCCGUCAGCCAGGAGCCCACCACGAAAUCGUCGCGUGUCAAGCGCGCCACCGUGGUGGGCAAUCCGAUGUUCUCGGCCACCGUCGAUGAGUCUGUCGCUCCCGGAGAGCGUCUUGGUCUGGACGAUCUUGACAUGGAUUACGAGCAGAUCAUGCACUACUUUGACAACCUAAAGGAGUCAAAUGCCUGAGUACAGGAGAUCAUUGCUAAAAUUCGCGAGAUAUUGUCAACGUUCCAUCACCGAUAUCAAACGGUUGCCACGCCCCUGACCUCGCCCACUCGCCAGCAGAUGCAGCUGCUCGACGAACUGGUCGCCGGCGUGGCAACGGCCACAGCCAUCACCGUAACCAAGGCAACACCAUUGGCCACGGGUGACGGAGAGGCCGACGAUGCCGCUGAUGCAUUCGAUGCCUACGAUGGAGCGUUGGACAUCGAGAGCAGGCAGUUCUAGACGUCAAACCUGGCACACAUCUAAACGCAAUUCUAGCAAUACUCCCCCAGUACUCUAAAGCAAACCUUGAUGCCGCUCCACCAACUCCGUAAACAAUCCGUGCUGAGGUCGAGCAAGGCGGCCCCAAAACGCACUCGUCAGCCGAGCAGGCGUACAGGCAAGGAGAAGGAGAAGGAGAUGAUUCGAUGGAGAAACAUAUUUAUUGCUAGGCUAAGUUCAUAUUUAAUGCAUACACCUAUAGGCAUAUGUAAACGUGGAGAUAAUCCAAGUGUAUCUCGAGGAGCGCGUGCCUGACACAAUCGGAAUCGACGGGCAACCACAUAUAGUAUACAACUACCUAUAUCUCUGUAA